GCGAUAUUAUUAUUUGGCCAUAAAUAUGAUUACAAUGAUCCUGUUAAAAUCGAAAUGGACCGAGCUCGAGCUUCUUUUACUCGUUUAUUCAAAUUUGCUGGAAUCUUAACAUUUCUUCCUUGGUUAACUAAGGUAUUAAUCUUACUUGGAAAGUUUGAUGUUCACCUCAUAAAAAAAAAUUUCAUGAUUGUCGAUGAAUUCGUUCAAGAUGAAGUUAACAGACACCGAGAGAAUUAUAAUGAAAAUCAUGAAGUCGUCGAUUACAUCGAUGGUUACUUGGAGGAGAGGAAAAACCGAGAGAAACAGAACAUUCCUGAAGAUACUUUCACCCUUAAUACACUGAAGCGAAAUGCGGCUGCAUUUUUUGGUGCUGGGUCUGAAACUGUGUACAGUACAAUGGAAUGGGCAAUAUUAUACCUUGUAAAAUACCCAGAAUAUCAAGAAAAAAUACGUUCAGAGAUAGCUGAUGUCAUUGGAUUUGAAAGAAAACCAGAUUAUGCUGAUAGAGCAAGAAUGCCAUUUACGAUGGCGUUUAUUCAUGAAGUUCAGCGAAUCGAAUCAAUCAUUGCAAAUAAUUUACUCAGAAGAGCAUCUGAAGAUACCAAAAUUGGUAAUCACUUCAUACCUAAAGAUACGUUGGUGAUGUUCAAUUUCUGGUCAGUUAAUCAUGAUCCUAAUUUAUGGCCAAAUCCAGAUAAAUUUGAUCCAACUCGUUACCUUACUGAAGAUGGUACUAAAGCAGUGAAACCACCUUAUCUCAUACCUUUCAGUGCUGGUAAAAGGAACUGUCCUGGUGAAGGUUUAGCCAAUGUUGAGUUGUUUUUAUAUUUAGUUUGUAUGGUACAAAGAUAUCGUAUCAAAGUCGAACCAGGAACUGAAAUAUCUUUUGAAGCAGUUUUCGGAAUUUCAAGACGUCCAGCUAACCUUCCACUUUUCAUUUUUGAAAAAGUAGUCCAUUAAGACUAAAUUUUGGUUAUUAAGUACACUACAGAGUUUCUAGAAAGUUUCUGGUGUGUAGGCGUACGUCUUUUAGCUGCACAAUAAACUAAUAUUAAUUAAUUUUCAUAAUGAAUGCCCUUUUCUUGCUCAUUUUAUCUCCUCCCAUACACCAGAAACUUUCUAUCCACUCUGUAGUUUCAAGCAUAAGAUAGUCUUUGAUAAACGCCGUCUACUAUACUGAGGUAAUUUAGCAUCUUACGUAUAGUAGAUGACGUUUAGCAAAAAUUAAUUUAUCGAUGAAACUGCUAAGUACUCAUUCACAAAUGAUAUCAAUUGAUUUUGGUCCAUUUUCUUGUCUUUCUUAUUGAAUCUAUCAAAAUAUUAUUAACAUUAAGACCAUUUUGUUUAUUAUUCAAUGAAAUUUUUCCUCAUAUCUCUUGUAUUUGCCAAUCUAAUCCAUCUGUAUGUACUCAUAACUUUAAUUAAUAUUUUAUUACACUUAAAUAAAAUGAGAAAAUUCAAUCAACGUGAA
Tetranychus urticae (two-spotted spider mite) is the source of this 1471-nucleotide messenger RNA. NCBI's taxonomy places the organism in Eukaryota, Metazoa, Arthropoda, Arachnida, Trombidiformes, Tetranychidae. The record is from RefSeq and is a predicted model, not a curated record.